UCUCUCUUCUGGGUUUCACUUCUGGGUUUCAAUUCAUUCAACUAUUCUUUCUCAUUAAUUCUAUUCUUAUAUACUAUUGUUAAUCAAUUCCAUUUGAUAUGGGAUGUCUGCUUGGGACCUUCAAGAGACACUAUUGAUCGCCAAUUGACCAGCUCCUAGAGCUUAAGCUAGGACCACUCAAAUACUCGACUAUCAACCAGUCAGCCCCCUGGGAGUGUUUACAUUCAAAGAAUCCUCUAUGAUGACUAUCCUUCACUCCUUGUCUGUUCUUUAUGUGGCCAUAUUCUCCUUGAUUGCGUUGGCUACAGCGGAUGAUGCAGCACCCAAGAGAGUGGCAGUGAUCGGCGCGGGCGCUGCAGGGGCCUCCACGGCGUAUUUCUUGCGCAAACAUGCCGAUGACUCCGAGAUUCCGGUCAACGUCACCGUCUUUGAGCGUGCGUCCCAUGUCGGUGGCCGGUCUACCACGGUCAAUGUCUUCGACGACCCCGUCUAUCCGGUGGAGUUAGGGGCAUCCAUCUUUGUCCAAGUCAAUGAGCAUCUAGUGAAUGCAUCCCGGGAUCUGGGAUUGUCCGCCCGCAGCGCCGGUCACGCCCGCCCCAGAGAAUCCGUGGACACCAUUGGGAUCUGGGAUGGAGAGCAAUUUGUAUUCAUAUUGCAGGACACUUACAGCUGGUGGAACAUUGGUAAAUUGCUCUGGCGUUAUGGAUGGGCACCGGUGCGGACACAGCGCCUGAUGAAGGCCACUGUGGGCAAGUUCUUGCGGCUCUACGAUGAACCUCUCUUCCCGUUCCGAUCCCUCUCGGCUGCCGCUGAAGCGGUCGGUUUGCUCGAUACAACCGCCGCUCCUGGGAGCGUGUACCUCGAUCAGAACAGCGUAUCUCCCGAAUUUGCUCGGGAAAUCAUCCAGGCCAGCACGCGCGUAAACUACGGACAGAAUCUUCCCUUGAUCCACGGUCUCGAGGCGAUGGUGUGCAUGGCUACGGAUGGAGCAAUGGCCAUUGAAGGCGGGAACUGGCGCAUCUUUGAUGGAAUGCUCAAGGCUGCAAAGGCGAACGUCCGAGCCAACCACGCCGUGACCUCUAUUGACCGAAAUCAUGAUCACAGCUUGACUGUGACGUUCGAAGCGAACAAUGCCGAACAGAAGCAGACAUUCGAUGAGGUGGUUAUUGCCGGUCCUCUCCAGUAUUCCGAUCUCGCGAUCAAUCCGCCCCUCGACAUUGUUCCGGAUGAGAUCCCCUACGUCGAGCUUUAUGUGACGCUGUUUUCGUCUCCACACCGACUCUUGCCCAAGUAUUUUGGUCGAACGGGGCCCGACGACCAGGUCCCGGAGACGGUCCUAACCACGCUGCCGGAGGGAACCGACCUCGGUUCAAGCAGACAAGGCGUGGGCCCAGCCGGUUUCUGGAGCAUCAGCACCCUCCAAACCGCCAAGCCGCGUCGCUCAUCCGCUCACGACGAUCAGGACCACUAUGUCUACAAGAUCUUCUCGCCCGAACAACCAACCGCUGAGUUCCUGCGAAGCAUCCUGGGCCUGAACGCCGACGGUGCAGCCAGCACUGCCAACCAGACUAUUGCUGAUCUUCCCAAGAGCGAUGUCAGCUGGUUCCACGAAAAGAUUUGGAACCCCUAUCCGUUCCUCUACCCUCGGGUCACCUUCGAGGACACGGAGCUAUCCUCGAACAUCUGGUACACGGGAGGCAUCGAGAGCUUCAUCUCCACGAUGGAAACCAGCGCUCUGAUGGGUCACAACGUGGCUACCUUAAUCUCGCAGUCAUGGGAAGACCCAAUCGAUGUGGACGUGGGCGAUGAUCCCGUUGUAGGCCAUGACGACACGGAACUAUGAGCGUAUAUACAUCGGGGCGGCAUGGAGGAGGGAUCAGUGAAUUCCACCAAUUUCUAUGCUCUUUUCUUUCCAUUUUCACGGGUUAUUUCACAGUCUUCCUAGAAGCGAAUCUCCAAACGUAGUAUGAUGCCCAAGGCAAACACCGCGGCACGUGACCGCCUCAUUCUUCCCCGCGAUCGAAUGUUUUUAGCUUCAUCUUCCCCUCACUCUCCGUCAACGGCCGCUCCAUCAUAUCAUAUCGGUUGGCCUGUGACUACCUCGGCU
Messenger RNA from Aspergillus candidus, 2107 nucleotides. RefSeq names its product putative prenylcysteine lyase. Gene Ontology annotation, molecular function: prenylcysteine oxidase activity. The transcript has 2 exons. The record is from RefSeq and is a predicted model, not a curated record. NCBI's taxonomy places the organism in Eukaryota, Fungi, Ascomycota, Eurotiomycetes, Eurotiales, Aspergillaceae. The coding region runs from base 239 to 1843 and encodes 534 amino acids. Gene Ontology annotation, biological process: prenylated protein catabolic process; prenylcysteine catabolic process.